Camellia sinensis is the source of this 1643-nucleotide messenger RNA. The record is from RefSeq and is a predicted model, not a curated record. NCBI's taxonomy places the organism in Eukaryota, Viridiplantae, Streptophyta, Magnoliopsida, Ericales, Theaceae.
UCUGUACGAGGGAGCAAUAAAUCGGACACCGCUAAGACCAUUCGAAGAAAAGGAAGGCAAAACUCUCUCUCUCUCUCUCUCUCUCUAUCUAUGGAAGUCUUCAUCGGAAGUAGUAUCGGCGACAUGUUUCCAUGUUAGUCUACGCUGAUUCUUGGACAGCUCAAUCCUCAUAUCAUCAUCUUUCUCUGUUGACGCUCAUUGAAUAAGAAGUAAUCUGUUGCUUGAGGAGAUCCUAACUUGAAUGAUGUAAACAUGCUUUCAUAUUGGGUGUUAUGUACUGGGGUGGGGUGUUAGUGAUGGAUAUGUUGCUGAUUUCUGAUAAAGAUUCAGGGAAAUCCUUCUGCUGAACACAAGGAGAUACACUAGAUAAUCUGAACAGUGAGCUGCAGCUUUGAGUCAAUCUCUUCUUUUACUGUCAAUUACAAGGACUUAAGAUGGAUGAUGGUGGGAAACCUGAACAUGGGUGGCAUAGGAUGGAUUACUACAAAGGAGUGCACACUCCGUGGAAUAUGAUGCCCCAGCAUCAGAUGAAGGAAGCAAAUGCCUGCCUUAUGAAUAAGAAGAUCAUGCAAAUAAUUGCUGAGAAGAAUGCAGCUGUUGAAGAAAUGAAUAGGGCAAUAACUGAAAAAAAUGCAGCCAUAGAGGAGCGAAACGAGGCAGUCAAGCAGCGAGAUGAAGCAAUUGCUGCACGGAAUAAUGCUUUCAGGGAGCGAGACAGUGCGAUUGCAGCCCUUCGGUUUCAAGAGAACUCCAUGAAUGGUACAUUAGGUUAUGGAAUCCAACAUGGAACAAAGCGUAUGCACCACCCAACAAAUCAUCCUGCCGCCAGUGCCGCUGAAGCCGCUUACAACAGAAGGGAAGCACAAAUAACCGAUACCUUUCCAAUGCCAACAAUUCCAUCUGAAGCUGUAAAUUCACACCAAGCAAAACGAGCAAAUGAGAACAAGGCUGUUUCAUCCAAGGUGUCGAAGAAGGGAAAGAAAGUGGGUGAGGAUUUGAAUAGGCAUGUUACGACCGAUGGGUCAAAAGCUGAGUGGGAUGCGCAGGAACUUGGUUUGAUUAACGAGGUUAAUUUUGACGAGUCUACCAUGUCGCCACCUGUUUGCUCAUGCACUGGACUGCCACGGCAGUGCUACAAAUGGGGAAAUGGUGGUUGGCAGUCCUCAUGCUGCACAACGACACUCUCUGCAUAUCCACUGCCUCAGAUGCCAAACAAACGACACGUGCGAAUGGGCGGCCGGAAAAUGAGCGGAAGUGUUUUUACUAGAUUGCUUAGUCGGCUGGCAGCAGGUGGCCAUGAUUUGUCGAUACCACUGGAUCUCAAGGAUUACUGGUCCAAACAUGGUUCAAAUCGCUACAUUACCAUCAAGUAAACUCAUUGACAAUCCUUUGGGGGUAUCAAAAUUUGUUUAGAUUUCAAGAUUUACUGAUAACCAAGAAAGUUUGCCGAACUCGAUGAAGGGAAAGAUGUGAGCUCCAGUACAAGGGCAGUUUCUGAGCUGAUUCAGUUGACAAAAACUUUUUGUGAUGCGACUAAAAUGUUUGUCCUCCUCCUCAGAAGGGGAAUUUUUGUAGACUACUAGAAUUUAUACAAAUUGUUCUCUGGUUGGGUCGAUGAAGGCUGUUCAUUGUUUUUUGCAGAA